GUUUUCUUUUUGCAGCACGUGAACGAUGCAGGCGAGAGCUGGACCUGGUUGCUCUUCCUCAUUUGCCUGACGACCACCUUGGGCAGCACAGUGCCCGUUGGCUACUUCUUUGGUGUGCUCAAUGCACCGGCUGAGAUCAUCCAGAGCUGGUGCGACGAGGUGCUCUCGAAUGAAUACGAUACGAACAGCAGCGAGAGUCAGCUGAAUCUGCUGUGGACAUCCAUUGUGUCGAUCUAUUUGAUUGGCGGCAUCUGUGGCUCCUGCUUCAGCGCCUGCUGCUGCAAUAAAUAUGGACGCAAGGGCACCUUGAUCAUAAGCAGCGUAAUUCUGUUGAUUUGCGGCCUGCUCUUCACCUGGUGCCGUGCAGCCAGAUCGCUGGAGAUGCUGCUGGUUGCCCGUUUCUUUGGCGGCAUUGCCUCGGCGCUGAUCUUUACGGCGCAGCCCAUGUACUUGCUGGAGCUGGCUCCAUCUUCGCUGAGCGGCAGCGUUGGCGUCUUCACCUGCAUCGGCGUCACGGCUGGCAUAUUGCUGGCGCAGAUUGUCAGCCUGCCGCAGCUGCUGGGCAACGACGACAAUUGGCCAUACGCCUUGAGCUUCUAUGCGCUGCUGGUGCUCCUCUGCUUGCUGCCGCUGAUGUGCUAUCCGGAGAGUCCACGCUGGCUCUAUCUGGUCAAGGGCGACGUGGCGGGCAGUGCGCAUGGUUUGCGUCAGCUGCGUGGCAACGAAGUAAAUGUGCAGCUGGAGCUCAACGAAUUGGAGCAGACAUUGUCGAAGAACGACAAGUCCAGCACCAUAUGCCAAGUGCUGCGCGACAAGACGCUCCUCCUGCCACUGCUGCUCGUCUGUGCGCUGCAGGCCAGCCAGCAGCUUAGCGGCAUCAAUGCGAUCUUCUUCUAUUCGCUGUUGAUUUUGACCAAUGCUGGCUUCUCAAGCAGCUCGGCCACCUGGUUAAAUCUGGGCAUCGGCUGCUUCAAUCUGUUCACCUCGCUGCUUGGGCCGUUGCUGUUGUAUAAAUUCAAUCGGCGCCCGCUUCUGAUGUGCUCCUGCCUCAUCUGCGGCGGCUCGCUGGCUGGCAUGUCGUUCUCCCUCUACUAUCUGCUCAGCUCGGAGGGCAUGGCGCUGCGUUAUGUGAGCAUCGCAUUCAUUUUGACAUUUAUACUGGGCUUCCAACUAGGUCUCGGACCCAUUGCCUAUUUCAUUGGCUCAGAGCUACUGGAGGAUGCACCGCGUCCUGUGGCCAUGUCUUUUGGCAGCCUCUUCUCCUGGCUAGGCAAUUUCCUUAUUGGGCUGUGCUUCCCCCUGCUGCAGAUCGCCUGGAGCUCCUUUGCCUUUAUGCCCUGCAUGUGCGUUAGCAUAUUUUGCCUGCUGCUGGUCUGGCGUUAUCUGCCAGAGACACGCGGCAGGGAGCCCAAAGAUGUGAAGCCACUGAUGAGCCAAGGACUCCGUUCCAAAAUCAACUAAAUAAA
This is a messenger RNA of Drosophila mojavensis, 1466 nucleotides long. Its product is annotated as solute carrier family 2, facilitated glucose transporter member 7. The record is from RefSeq and is a predicted model, not a curated record. Gene Ontology annotation, cellular component: membrane. The transcript is spliced from 4 exons. Gene Ontology annotation, molecular function: hexose transmembrane transporter activity. The annotation marks the transcript as partial. Lineage: Eukaryota; Metazoa; Arthropoda; Insecta; Diptera; Drosophilidae. Gene Ontology annotation, biological process: monosaccharide transmembrane transport.